Molecule: messenger RNA, 7866 nt
Organism: Mirounga angustirostris (Northern elephant seal)
Lineage: Eukaryota; Metazoa; Chordata; Mammalia; Carnivora; Phocidae
Gene: USP53
Product: ubiquitin specific peptidase 53
Exons: 19
Coding region: 1675-5019 (1114 amino acids)
Biological process (GO): sensory perception of sound; protein deubiquitination; response to auditory stimulus
Cellular component (GO): cell-cell junction
Molecular function (GO): cysteine-type deubiquitinase activity
Source: RefSeq, a predicted model, not a curated record
CUUAAAAAAGAAAAUCUCUUUUCAAAAACUCUUAUAAUUUUAGUAUGCACUGUGAUUCAAGAACUUUAUUAUUUAGUGUCAAAUGUUUCUUUUAGUCUCAAAUAUAAUUUUGGAAUUAUGAUUUAGAAGCCAAUUUUAACAAAACAGUUAGAAAAUGAAAAUUUUUAUUUAUUUUAAGGUGAUGUACACAUUAAAAAGUCAAAAAUCAGGGUUAUUUUUCCUGUUGAAACUGUUUGGAAUUCACUCACCUACCAUGCUAGGGAGGAUGUUGCUUUACCCUACAAUUUUCCAAAAGUAUGUUUGAAAUCUAUAAAGUGGUAGAUUAGGCUAUCCUACAAAGACAUUUACUUAUUACAAUACUUAGCAGAUCUUGUAAUUUGACAGCUUUAACUAUAAGGUGUUUCUUAAUUAUAGACCCCAAAGACAACCUACACCAAGGUUGUUUAUGUAGUGCGUCUGAAAGUAUUUUGAAUACAGAGUGUGCUAGGUAUGCUAGGGCCCCCCAAAUUGUCAAUCCUACUGGUUCUCAUGAGCUCUUGGAUUAAGGAAAGACGUGUACUGAUUUAUGUCAUCUUUGGAAAACUAGCUAGAAAUUCCUGAUGAUACAAAUGUAGCAUUAGUAUAUUAUUAUUAAUUUUGUACAGAUGUAAUGAUUUUAGAAAAUUUUGCAAUACAAAAGAUGCACAUAGUAGGAACAAUAAAUGGAUGCAACCUGUUCUACCACAGAUAAAAUCUUCAAAGGUUAUUUAAACUUUAAAUAACUUUAUAUAAUAUCCUAAUCUUGGCAAGUUAUUAUGAGUUUCUUUUAAUAGGAACAUUAUAUUUUUAUAUCUAUGUAUCUAUCUAUAGACUAUUUAGGUAAGAAGUAUCUAGUCUUUGCUCUUCCAAGUUAACACAUAUCCUCUACCAGGAGUCCUUAAAGUAGGGUCCAUGAUUAGAACUGUGGUCUGUGGUUAGAACUGAAUUUUAAUAUAAUUGGUUUUCUUUGUGAUAUGAUUUUUUUCUUUCUUUCAAGCCUAUGAAUUUUAUUUUAUGCAUUUACAAACAUCAUUCCAAGGAGCCCAUAGGCUUCAUUAGGCCACCAAAAGUGUCUCUGACAUUCACAAAAGUGCUACAAACCAUUUCAUCUGGUUGAAGAAUUUUUGUUUUAGAUUUGCUUUGAGGUCACAUUGAUGAGAAAUAUGGAACCACCUUUGAUAACUUCACCUGUGAAAGAGAGAGUCUUCUUUCUUACUAAAAAAACAUAAGGAAAACAAAUGACCAAAGGAAUCAUGCCAGAUGGGAACUCAACAUCUUUUUGUAUCAUCUGUUUUUUAAACCAUCAAGACCAAUGGCUUGUGCUUUAAAGAAAAUUAUUUGUUCAUCAACAUUGUUUUUAGCAGUUUAAAAAAAAUAUUUUUUGCUUUAACUGUACAACUCUCUUAUAAAAUUUAAUGCAUAUCAAAAUUUUUAAGAUUUCUUUUUUAGAACUUCAGUGUUUAUGUACCCUACUUUUGCUUGACAAAGUCGUCAAAAAUUUACAGCAUCAGGAAAGAUAUGGACUUGGAAACUUACGUUACUAUAAUUGACUACAGUGAAUUUAAGUGGACAGUUCAAGACAUCAUCCCAUUUAUCAUCAGAAAUAUCACAUAAAUAUAUAAUUCUUAUCUUUAAUGUACACAAAUUUUCUUGAAAAUGGCAUGGGUAAAAUUCUUACGGAAACCUGGCGGCAAUCUUGGAAAAGUUUAUCAACCUGGGAGUAUGCUAUCCCUAGCCCCUACCAAAGGCUUGUUAAAUGAACCAGGACAAAACAGCUGCUUUCUUAAUAGUGCUGUACAGGUCUUAUGGCAAUUGGAUAUAUUCCGAAGAAGCUUGCGGGUUCUAACUGGACAUGUUUGUCAGGGAGAUGCCUGCAUAUUUUGUGCAUUGAAGACAAUAUUUGCACUGUUUGAACACAGUCGAGAAAAAGCACUUCCCUCGGAUAACAUAAGGCAUGCUCUAGCAGAGAGCUUCAAAGAUGAGCAGCGAUUUCAGUUGGGCCUUAUGGAUGAUGCUGCAGAGUGCUUUGAAAAUAUAUUGGAGAGGAUUCAUUUUCACAUAGUACCAAGCAGAGAUGCAGACAUGUGUACCUCCAAGUCUUGUAUCACUCACCAGAAGUUUGCUAUGACUCUGUAUGAACAGUGUGUGUGUCGCAGCUGUGGAGCAUCAUCAGAUCCUCUACCUUUUACAGAAUUUGUGCGGUACAUUUCUACAACAGCCCUAUGCAAUGAGGUAGAAAGAAUGAUGGAAAGGCAUGAACGUUUUAAGCCUGAUAUGUUUGCAGAAUUGCUGCAAGCAGCAAAUACGACUGAUGACUAUAGGAAAUGUCCUAGUAACUGUGGCCAAAAAAUAAAAAUUCGCCGUGUUUUAAUGAAUUGCCCAGAGAUUGUUACAAUUGGUUUAGUAUGGGAUUCUGAGCAUUCUGACUUGACUGAAGAUGUUGUUCGGAAUCUAGCAACACAUCUUUAUCUUCCUGGGCUUUUUUAUAGAGUUACUGAUGAAAAUGCCAAAAAUAGUGAACUUCACCUAGUUGGUAUGAUCUGCUACACCAGCCGACAUUAUUGUGCCUUUGCUUUUCAUACCAAGAGUUCCAAAUGGGUAUUUUUUGAUGAUGCAAAUGUGAAAGAGGUUGGGACUAGAUGGAAGGAUGUGGUCUCCAAAUGUAUCCGAUGCCAUUUCCAGCCACUGCUUUUGUUUUACGCAAACCCAGAUGGCACAGCAGUUUCUACUGAAGAUGCACUUAGGCAGGUCAUCAACUGGUCACAUUAUAAAUCCGUUGCAGAAAAUAUGGGAUGUGAAAAGCCCUCAAUUUAUAAAUCAGAUAAUUCAAAAGAAAAUGGAUUUGGUGAUCAGGCAAAACAGAGAGAAAAUCAGAAAUUUCAUACAGAUAAUACAUCAUCAUUUAAUCGGAGCCACAUUCAAACAAGUGAUGGUAGAGGACAAGUUAAGUCAAGUCACAGUGAUCAAAGGGAAAAAAUAAAAGACAUUUCCAGAGAAUGUGCUUUAAAAGCCAUUGAACAGAGAAACUUACUUUCCUCACAAAGGAAAGAUUUGGAGAGGGGACAAAGAAAAGAUUUGGGCCGACAUAAAGAUUUGGUUGAUGAAGACCUUCCACAUUUCAAGUCUGGAUCACCUCCUGCCCCAAAUGGCUUUAGACAAUAUGGAAACCCACAUCUCUAUCAUAGUCAAGGAAAAGGACCAUGUAAACAUGACCGAGUUGCCCAUCAGAGUCGAGCUUCUGCACAAACACUGAGUUCAAGUAAAUCCCAGAUUCUUGCCCCAGGAGAGAAAGUAACUGGCAAAGUUAAGAGUGACAGUGGCACUGGAUAUGAUACAGACAGCAGCCAAGAUUCUAGGGAUAAAGGAAGCACCUAUAGUGGCAGCAGUAAAAGCCGGACCCGAGGUUGGAAACCUAUGAGAGAAACGUUAAAUGUUGAUAGUAUUUUUAAUGAAAGUGAAAAAAGGCAGCAUAGUCCAAGACAUAAAUCAAGUAUCAGUAACAAACCUAAAUGUAGCAAAGAUCAGAGUUUUAACAACUGGCCAAAAGAAAACCCAAAGCAAAAAUGUUUAAUGACCAUAUAUGAAGAUGAUAUGAAGCAGGAAAUAGGAAGCAGGAGUUCCCUUGAAUCUAAUGGAAAAGGAGCAGAGAAAAAUAAAGGCCUCAAAGAGACUAAAGUUCAUGGUGACAACUGGCAGAUGCAAAGGACCGAGUCUGGAUAUGAAAGUAGUGAUCAUGUCAGUAAUGGAUCAGCUAAUUUGGAUUCACCUGUUAUGGAUGGAAAUGGUACAGUAACGGAUAUCAGUGGUGUUAAAGAAACAGUAUCCUGCAGUGACCACGUAAAGACAAACAACCUAAAUAUAGAAUGUGUCAGCUCUUCCUCCCAACAGAGCAAAAACUACUUAGAAGCCUCAGGCUUUAGAAAAGAACUCAAGAAUUUGGAAGUAGGCUAUAAAUCUCAUGAGUUCCACCCAGAGUCACAUCUACAAAUAAAAAAUUCUUUGAUGAAAAGGUCACAGAUACAUGAAACAAAUGGAAAGUUAUUCCCUUCAUCAGGUCCACAGAUACUCAAGGACAAUGCAGCAAGAGAGCAUAUCCACCAGUCAGGUGAACAGAAACUUGAAACCCCAAGUGAAUGCAAAUUUUCUGAGUGGCUUAAUACAGAAAAUUCUGAGAGAACAGGUUUACUUUUUCACGAUGAUAAUUUUGCUCCUGGAAAGAGAAUGAACAGUAAUGAAGUAGUCUCAUCAUCUUCACUGUGGUCUUCACACAUGAGACCUGUUGGGGUAAAGCCAGAAACUUCUCCCCUCAUCCAGCAGCAAACUAUGAUGGAACAAUGUUGCUCUGAGAACUCUCUGUCCAGGGAACAUAUAAUUGAGUCAACCUGCAGGUCUGAUGGUUGUCAGAUGCCAAAACUUGUUAGCCAUAAUCCACCACCUCCUUUGCCACCAAAGAAAUAUGCUAUAACCAGUGUGCCACAGUCAGAGAAAAAUGAUCCCGCACCUAAUGUAAAACUUACAGAGAUGUUUAAAGCUAAUUCUUCUAGUCUUCCAAAGCACAGUUUAUAUUUGGAUUCAGAACCAAGUUCAGAAGUAGGUACGUAUAUGAAUGAUCAAAGACUUAAGGAAACAUUUCAAAUAAAAGAGCAUGUUGGCAACACACCAAACUACCUGUCAAGCUUUUCAACUAAAGAUUUUCAGGCAGACUUGGGUACAGUUGUUGAUGCAUUUUGCCAACCAGAAAUAGACUCUAGUUCUACCUGUCCAAAUGAGACCAUUUCAUUAACUACCUAUUUUUCAGUUGAUAGCUGCAUGACUGAUACAUACAGACUGAAAUACCAUCAGAGACCCAAGCUCUGUGUUCCAGAAAGCGGUGGUUUUUGUAAUGAUCAUGCAAUAUCUCAGAGUGAAAGAGGGCUAGCACCUGUGUUACACAACAGUCUUGGUUCAAACUGCCCUUCUGAGCAGAGAUAUAAACCUAGUAUACACUGUAAUAGCCAUUAGAAAUCGAAAACAGGAAUAUUCAUAAGUCACUGUGCCUGAAGAACUAGUUCACACCAGUUUUCUCCUGCUAAUCUAAAUUUGAAAAAGGAAAAACAUGAGGAGAGACUCUUACCACUUUGCUUUCAUUGGAUCUUACAGGCAGAGACCUAGGACAAAGAGCACAAGAAGGGGGAGCAGCAGACAGAGGGAGAGGAGAAGCAGGCUCCCCUCUGAGCAGGGAGCCCGAUGCGGAGCUCGAUCCCAGGACCCUGGGAUCAUGACCUGAGCUGAAGGCAGACACUUAACCAACUGAGCCACCCAGGCAUCCCGAGGUCUGGGCCAUGACAGAACACCCUGGGCCAUCUACAAAUGCUCUCCUCCUAUCCCAUUCCAUAUUGUGUGCUCUGCCUGGCAAGUAGCAGCCUGAGUUAGUGCUGCCUAGGAACCCUGCCCUGGUAUGGAGGAAUGGAUUCUGACACGGAAUUGUCCUGGCAAAUAGCUUGUAAAACGAAGGAUGUAAUUGUAGUCGGUAAAUACAAAGGGAAGUGUUAGUUAAUACCUCACUAUCCUAUCAUAGUUAAAAUCCCCAGUGGGAAAUAAUAAAUUAUAUAUUCCAAAAAAAAGUAUAUAUCCCAAGAAGAAAGGAGUCCGUUUCUGAAAGAGGUCCGUUGGGCCAACUUGAAAAUGGGAAUACAAACUUCAAAGAAAACUGUUCUUCUGACUUAGAUAGCCUAAUGAAUGAUUAACUGGCUGAAAUAUCAUUGAUGGUUAUGACUGUGUUGUAUAUCAAGCUUGUUUAGGGCAAAUAAAAGAGCACUUAAAGGAUUAUGCUGAAAUAAGCAGAUUGCAGCAAAUGCUGUUUGUCCUCCUUUGCAAUCAAAUAUUCACCUCAGCCUUUUUUUUUUUCUCAUGUAAGAGAACCCCCCAAAAAUUGAUGAUGGCUUUCUGUUUAAUUGACGUGUGUGGGGGGUAAUGUGGAGGAAAGAGGUCUGGAAGUUCUGAGAGGAGUAGGUAGAAUAAGUAGGGAUCACCCAUGAGAAAACCCCCCUGGCUCUGAUCUCCAUCCCCUCGCUUGGUGGUGGGAGAAGUGCGCAGUGCUUCUCCCUCGGGGCCGCAUGAUUAGGAUGCAUGUUGGCAGGCCAACAAAGAUGGCACAGGCGAUGUCCACACUGUGAUCCCCGUUGACCUGGGGGCAACAGCUCACGCAGGAAGGCCUGCAGUGACCUUUGCUCAGAGGCAGGCGGUGAGCCCAUUGGGCCCCUUCCGCGUGACAGCAUCGACAGGAACUUUGCAGCCAGACCAGAGUGCAUAUUCUGGCUCUAUCAACUGCCAGCUAUGUGACUUUGAGUAAGGAACCCAACUUUCUCUGCUUUGUUCUCGUGUCUGAAAAAUGGGGAUAAAAUUAUCUACUUAAUGAGCUCAUUAUAAGGAUAAAAUGAGUUAGUAUAUGGAAAAGGCCUGGUGCAUAGUUACUGCUUCAAUAAAUGUUCACCUCCUUCCCUCCACUGCUAGAAGGCCUUGCUAUAAUGCAGAGAACUGUCCUCUGGUCAUGCUACAGAAAGAUCCUCUUUAGGCAUGAAAUCACCUUCCAGUGGUGCCCAGGACACAGGCUUUAAGGCUCCUGUGGGCCGACUAAGGUGCAGGGCUCAGGGCAGGAGGAUGUUUCACUGAACCUGUGGCAGGACAGUCGUCAGGCUCUCUUCGCCGGCUGGGGCAGAGCUCUCUCCUUGAAGAGCUGGAAUAGCCCCAUUCCCAUCUGGAGUGUACCCCAGGGUUUGAAGAGGCUCCAAACUAGAGCAGCAAGGAAGGUCUACGGCUGAGCGGGGGACCAGCCUCACCCUGGAUUUGGGUAAGCACCGCUAGCCUCACCUCCUCUUCUAAAUCUCCUUUGAAAUGCUUACUGUCUGUGAUAAACUUGGAACAGACUACUUUUCCUCAGGGAUGCUUUUUUGCGUGUCUUCCCCAGAGCCUCUUUCGAAGCUGGACUGGUCCCUUGGUUCUGAUAAUGAACAGUGAUCAUCCAACCUCUGGUGUGGCAACCUGCAGGAAUCUUUGCCCUCCCAAAUUGCUCCUGGAUGUUGAUUCAACCCAUCAGGACAUGGAUGAUAAAUCAGAACAAUAACCUUCACCCUUACUCCCAGACCUAGAAACAAUUUGGUGAAUAACCAGUAAGCAGUAUUUAUAACAUAUAAAAUGUCAGCUCUCCCUUUGCCCCUCUUGGCCUAGGGCAUGCCACAUCCAGUUCGUCUUUGUUCCAGCUGUGAGAGGACUUAUUGUCAUCAUUCCGGCCUGCUGCAAUUAAGUGCUCUCCAAGCAUAUGAUCUAUGCAGAGGAGGAAGAGGACUGAUAAUGGAUCGGAUCUUUCAAGAUCCUGCUUAAGCAACUGUAGAUAAUAUGGAAGGGGAGGAAAUUCUGGAAACCAUCAUUUUAUUUAUUUACCCCACAGCUUAUUUUUUUAUUUUAAUUCCAGUGUAGUUAACAUACAGAAUUAUAUUAGUUUCAGGUAUACAAUACAGUGAUUCAACACUUCCAUAUAUCACUCAGUGCUCAUCAAGAUAAGUGUGCCUUUGAUCCCCAUCACUCAUUUCACCUAUCCCCCCCACCGACCCCCUUUCUAGGAAGCAUCUGUUUGUUCUCUGCAGUUAAGAGUCUGUUUUUUAAUUUCUCUCUCCUUUUUUUCCUUUGCUCAUUUGUUUUGUUUCUUACAUUGUACAUAUGAGUGAAAUCAUAUGGUAUUUGUCUUUCUCUGACUGGCUUAUUCCGCUUAGUAUUACAGUCUCUAGAUCCAUCCAUGUUAUUGCAAAUGGCAAGAUUUCAUUCUUUUUAUGGCUGAAUAAUAUUCCAUUGUAUAUAUAUAUAUACACCACA